AUCCGUGCGCUUCUGGCCAUUCUACGACGUGGGUCCCGCCAGCAUUGAUCGCUAUAUUGUGUGUAGUCGGGACUUGAAGGGUCUCAGCACUCUUUGCGGUUGGUAAAGUUCGGAAUUGUUGUUUUGUUUUGUUUUGUUUCGGUUGCCUCAGAGAUCCGUGAAUUCUAUUGUUGCCCGAUCACGUAGCUACAUUGGCUGAGGUUGGGCUGCUACGGAGGCGGGAGAUGCGCAGGAGCGAUGUGAUUGCGUGUUGGAUCCUUUGCUAGUUUUGUGGGGUGGUGACGCGGGGAGGAGAGGCUGCGAAGGAGCACCGUGAUCGUGUGGUGUAUUCUUGCCAAUUCUGUGGGGUGACGCUGAGGGCGGUGUAUACGAGGGAGUUGCGUAGGAGCACUGUGAUUGAGUGUUGUGUCGUUGUCAAUUCUGUGGGCUGACGCUGAGAGAGGUGUGCGAGGAAACUGCUUUAGCGUUACUAUGGGUUCGCGACACCUAAACCAGAUGCUCGGAUAUUGUCCCGAACCUCAGGUGCCGACGCACACUGAUGCUCCCGUAAACUCAAAAUACGGGACUCAUAUGACGGUCAAAGCGCCUAAUGUUUCAAAUGCUAGCAAGGAGGUUCAGGAGAAAUUGAUAGUCCUGGCCUCCUACAUGAAGAAAAAAUAUGGAGCCACAUGUGAUAUCGACACAAAAAACAAUGCUAUCUAUAUAACUUCUUUAGAUGGACGCCUGCAUAUUUCCAACGUUAUGAAAUACGUGCGAAACCACCUUCAUCAAUCGAGUGAGCAAGUUUGAACUGGCUGGACAAUUUAACAUGUCACAAUCUGAUUAUUAGGCUGUGAGCUACGUGAACAAGGCGGGACGUUUUUGGGAAUCUUUCUGGUUCUGCGAAGGAAGAUAAUGCAAUACUUCGUUUACAUUUUUUAGGGUGGUUUUCAAAUAUUGAGUGCUUCUGUGGAUAUUGUAAUUAGAAUAUUUCACAGCGCACUGUUGCACUGAAUCGCUGGUGAUUUUGAAGAAACAUUAGAGAUAAACUUGUAGGAGGAAGCAAGAAAUGUUCUACUCUGAAUGUAAAUUUAUUUUUUGAUUACAAAUCUGCACAUAUGUAUA
Physcomitrium patens is the source of this 1104-nucleotide messenger RNA. RefSeq lists its product as uncharacterized. The record is from RefSeq and is a predicted model, not a curated record. Lineage: Eukaryota; Viridiplantae; Streptophyta; Bryopsida; Funariales; Funariaceae.